UAUCUGGGAUAUCCAACGGCCUAUAUUACAUCAGAUACCCAUAUGUAAUCAUCGCAUAGCCACUGACACUCACGAUCUCGCUAUCUUGCGCCUUCUUGCACAGUCGUCUCUCUCUAGGGUUUGCUGUUCUACAAAGCUUCUCUAACUAGCGAAGAUGGUUCUUCCAAACGAUAUUGAUUUGCUCAAUCCGCCUACUGAGCUCGAGAAGAAGAAGCACAAGCUCAAGCGUCUCGUGCAGUCGCCCAACUCCUUCUUCAUGGAUGUGAAGUGCCAGGGUUGCUUCAACAUAACCACUGUGUUCAGUCACUCCCAAACAGUUGUGGUAUGUGGGAACUGCCAGACGGUGUUGUGCCAACCAACUGGUGGGCGUGCCAGACUUACCGAGGGAUGCUCUUUUAGGAGAAAGGGAGAUUAAUGAUGGUUUUGGUAUACACCGGUAAUUUACUGGUUGAGUUGUGUGUUGGUUGGUUUAGAUUUAAAAAAAUGUGGCCGGUUUAUGUUUGGUUUUUGAUGUGUAAUUUUGUUGGUUAGGACCAAGUUUUGGAUCUAUAUGACUAUGUUUAAUCUUCUAUCAAAACUUUUCUGUUGAUGCAAUGAAAUAGUCUCCUGUUUGAAACUUUCGGUUA
This is a messenger RNA of Cornus florida, 626 nucleotides long. Its product is annotated as small ribosomal subunit protein eS27y-like. Bases 155 to 415 code for a protein of 86 amino acids. The transcript has 4 exons. Gene Ontology annotation, cellular component: ribosome; cytosolic small ribosomal subunit. NCBI's taxonomy places the organism in Eukaryota, Viridiplantae, Streptophyta, Magnoliopsida, Cornales, Cornaceae. The record is from RefSeq and is a predicted model, not a curated record. Gene Ontology annotation, molecular function: structural constituent of ribosome; RNA binding. Gene Ontology annotation, biological process: ribosomal small subunit assembly; translation.